Lasiosphaeria miniovina is the source of this 1110-nucleotide messenger RNA. RefSeq names its product Isopropylmalate dehydrogenase-like domain-containing protein. Gene Ontology annotation, biological process: L-leucine biosynthetic process. Gene Ontology annotation, molecular function: NAD binding; magnesium ion binding; 3-isopropylmalate dehydrogenase activity. Gene Ontology annotation, cellular component: cytosol. Bases 1 to 1110 code for a protein of 369 amino acids. The transcript has 5 exons. Lineage: Eukaryota; Fungi; Ascomycota; Sordariomycetes; Sordariales; Lasiosphaeriaceae. The record is from RefSeq and is a predicted model, not a curated record.
AUGGCGACGACACAUAACAUUGUCGUCUUCGGGGGCGACCACUGCGGUCCCGAGGUUGUGGCCGAGGCGAUCAAGGUCCUCAAAUCCAUCGAGAUUCACAGCCCAUCGGCCGGAAAGUUCAAUCUCCAGGAGCAUCUCUUGGGCGGUGCCUCCAUCGACGUACACAAGGAUGCCCUGACAGACGAGGCCCUCUCGGCUGCCAAGGCCGCCGACGCCAUUCUUCUCGGCGCUAUCGGUGGACCGGAAUGGGGCCCCUCGUCGCCAGUGCGCCCGGAGCAAGGAAUCCUCAAGCUGCGCAAGGAGCUAGGCACCUACGGCAACCUUCGCCCUUGCAGCUUCGCUUCCGAGUCCCUUGUCGACCGCUCGCCGCUCAAGGCUGAAGUCUGCCGCGGCACCGACUUCGUUGUCGUGCGUGAGCUGACGGGCGGCAUCUACUUUGGCGACCGCGUCGAGGACGACGGAUCCGGCUAUGCGUGCGACACGGAGCCCUACACGCGCCCCGAAAUCGAGCGCAUCGCCCGCCUCUCCGGCUUCCUCGCCCUAGCCAGCAACCCGCCCGCCAAGGUGUGGAGUCUCGACAAGGCCAACGUCUUGGCCACGAGCCGGCUGUGGCGCAAGGUUGUGACCGAGGUCUUUGCCAAGGAGUUCCCCCAGCUCCAGCUCGGCCACCACCUCAUCGACAGUGCCGCCAUGUUGAUGAUUAAGAACCCCCGAGCCCUGAACGGCGUCGUCAUGACGAGCAACCUGUUUGGCGAUAUUAUCAGCGACGAGGCCUCUGUCAUCCCGGGAAGCAUCGGUCUGCUGCCGAGCGCCAGCUUAGGCGGUAUUCCCGACGGCAAGGGCAAGUGCAACGGCAUCUAUGAGCCUAUCCACGGCUCCGCCCCGGACAUUUCGGGCAAAGGCAUCGUCAACCCUGUGGGCACCAUCCUCUCGGUCGCCAUGAUGCUCCGGUACUCGCUUAACCUGCCCAAGGAGGCUGACGCCGUCGAGGCUGCAGUCAAGGCCGCCAUUGACAGCGGCAUGCUGACCAAAGAUCUCGGAGGAUCCGCCGGCACUGUCGAGAUGGGUGACGCGAUUAUCGCCGAGCUGGAGAAGAUCCUCAAGGCAUGA